Molecule: messenger RNA, 1368 nt
Organism: Phycomyces blakesleeanus NRRL 1555(-)
Lineage: Eukaryota; Fungi; Mucoromycota; Mucoromycetes; Mucorales; Phycomycetaceae
Exons: 1
Coding region: 1-1368 (455 amino acids)
Biological process (GO): protein dephosphorylation; negative regulation of MAPK cascade
Cellular component (GO): cytoplasm
Molecular function (GO): MAP kinase tyrosine/serine/threonine phosphatase activity; protein tyrosine/threonine phosphatase activity
Source: RefSeq, a predicted model, not a curated record
AUGGACCUAGAAAACAAUAUCAGCUUUACAUCAAUUUCAUCAAGCCUCACUCAGCAUAGUCAUGAAGAACAUCUUCAAUCUCAUCAAAAUACACCUAACCAUAUCACCAGACGCCAUCAACUCAAAAAUCAUAAAAAGCUAUCCUUGAGUCUAAAUCUACCACUCGAGAAUACUCGCUCUACUCCACCCACACGAUAUCUCACAGACAAAUCAGAAUUAGACUGUGCCCAGAAUCUUCUAUUGAAUAAACCAGCUACAGAUACCAAUUUACGAAAUUUAGGAUCACUCGACAGUUCAAUCUCGAAUUCGGCACGACCAUCUAGUUCAGAGGCGGGUACCUCAUUUGACUGGAAUGGCGAUAUAUCUUUUGAAGAGCAAUCUCAUGAUCCAGACCCUUACCGGGAAGGUCCAGCACAAAUCCUACCAAAUCUCUAUCUUGGGGCAUCUUACAACGCAGCACAAGAUGACCAACUCUGUGCAAACAAAAUCAUCUGUAUCGUUAAUGUUGCAAGCGAAAUAAAAACCCCUACAUCACAAGCAUUUGAUAUCAUCACCCAGAGAUCCCCCGAAACUUUACAAAAUUCUCAGACUCAGCUGUCAGAAAGUACACCCAAAACAAGCAACAUUUCCGAAAAAGCCUCAUUAGUUCAAUAUCAUCAUCUACGCUGGACACACGCACAAAGCAACCUGGCCUAUCAGGAGUUUGACCGAGCUAUCCGGAUAUUCGAAACCUAUCAAAAUGGUACUAGUGGCAAUGUACUUGUACACUGUCAGUGUGGUAUCGAACGCUCAGCAGCACUAGUCAUUGCAUAUGUUCUCUAUCUCUCCUACAGACCUGCAAAGUUUAACAACCCUGCAAAGUCAGAUCGCGAUAAUUUUAAAAAUCUAGCAGACAAGAGGCUGUCGGUAUCAGAAGCGUAUGAAUAUGUCCGUCAGCGUGCACCCUAUAUUCGACCCAACCUGAAACUGAUGUACCAAUUAAGCGAUUUUAAAGAAAGUCUGUCACUUGGUGACAUAGGCUCACUCCCUAGACCUUGCUUAUCUAGUGAGCUUUACAUAAAAAGGUCUGGAUCGGUAAAGGCACACAUGUCUCUUGCGAAUGGCUCUAGUGCAUACCGUAGGCCAAGAUCAUCCAGUCUCCGUGAAUUUCGUGGUCAACCAAAGUCAUUCGAAAUUACGAAGCACAAACAAAUUCAGAUGAAUACUUUGUCAGAUACACCAAAAGGACCUGUCUUGUCUCAAGAGCAGGAGACCCCUUGUGUGCCCGAGAAUAUAAAUCAAGCUCAAUCAAAAGAUGACCAAUGUAUUGGUCAUUCUCCAGUAGUUAUGAGUCCUAUAUUGUUUCGUAGGAUAUUCUCAAUUUGCUAA